Pyrus x bretschneideri (Chinese white pear) is the source of this 1875-nucleotide messenger RNA. Its product is annotated as receptor-like protein 52. Lineage: Eukaryota; Viridiplantae; Streptophyta; Magnoliopsida; Rosales; Rosaceae. Bases 1 to 1875 code for a protein of 624 amino acids. The record is from RefSeq and is a predicted model, not a curated record. The transcript has 3 exons. Gene Ontology annotation, molecular function: protein binding.
AUGGCUAAACACACCCCAACAUCUUCUCUCCAAACCCACCUCCACCUCUUCCUCCUUCUCCUCCUCCUCCUCCUCCUCCGCCAUGCCAACUCCCAAUCCCUCCAAGACCAAGAACAAGCAGUCCUUCUGAAACUCAAGUCCUACUUACAGUCUCCACCAUUUCUCAGCCAUUGGAUCCCAUCAAACUCAAACACUUCUUCCCACUGCUCCUGGCCUGAAAUUUCCUGCACAAACAACUCCGUCACUGGAUUGUCUCUCGUCAACUUGAACAUAACCCUGCCGGUUCCACCCUUCAUCUGUGAUCUCACAAACCUCACACACGUCGAUCUCAGCUACAACUACCUCCCCGGAGAGUUCCCAAAAUCUCUCUACAAGUGUUCCAAGCUAGAAUACUUGGACCUCUCACAAAACUACUUUGUAGGCCCGAUUCCUGAUGACAUCGACAGCCUGCCCCGGCUUAAGCAGCUUAUCCUCGGCGGAAACAACUUCUCCGAUAUUCCUCCCGCGAUAGGGCGGUUGCAAGAGCUCGAGAAUCUUCAGCUGUGGAUGAACCAGUUCAAUGGCUCUGUCCCACCAGAAAUAGGUAACUUGUCCAAUCUCAAAGACCUAAACAUGUCUUUCAACAUAAAACUUGUGCCUUGGACCCUGCCUUCCAGUUUCAACAAGUUGAAAAAGCUCAAGAAUUUAUUGAUACGCCAAUCGAACUUGAUUCGAGAGCUUCCUGAGACACUUGGGGAGAUGGAAGCAUUGGAAAACAAUCUUUCCGGGGAGGUCCCUCAAGUGAUUGGGUCAUGGAACUUGAGCAUUCUUGAUAUCUCUGAGAACACUUUAACAGGGACAAUACCAGAAGAGUACGGCAAUCUUACCAAAUUAACAGAGUUGGCCUUGUUUCUCAAUGAUUUUUCGGGUGAAAUUCCGAAGAGCAUUGGCCGCCUGCCAAACCUCAGAAAAUUCAGAAUGUUCAACAACAAUUUUUCAGGAACAUUGGCUCCAGAGUUUGGGAAGUACUCGAAGCUCGAAGCUUUUGAAGUUUGCGUCAAUAGGCUAACAGGAAAACUGCCAGACGAUUUGUGCUAUUGGGGUAAGCUGGAAGACAUUGUAACUUAUGGGAAUUAUCUGAGUGGAGAAUUGCCAAGCACUCUUGGAAAUUGCAGCAGUUUGAAGAUUGUCAAGGUUCAAGAUAAUAUGCUGUCUGGAAACAUUCCUAGCGGUAUGUGGACGGCGCCAAACUUGACUACUGUGCUGGUGAGCAACAACUCGCUUACUGGCAAGCUUCCUGAGAAGAUGUCAUCGAAUCUUUCGCGGUUGGAAAUGAGAGACAACAGAUUUUCGGGCAACAUUCCAAUCGGGGUGUCUUCCUGGACAGGUUUGAAGGUUUUUGACGCCGGUAAUAACCACUUUAGCGGUGCUGUUCCUCAGGAGUUAACCGCGCUUUCUAGUUUAAUGACUCUUUCUCUUGAUCAGAAUCAGCUCACUGGCUCCCUUCCAUCGGAUAUUGUGUCGUGGGAGUCACUCGCUAGUCUGAAUUUCAGUCGAAAUCAGCUCUCUGGAACAAUUCCUGAGAAACUUGGUCUUCUGCCGGGACUUACUGAAUUAGACCUUUCAGCAAACCAACUUUCUGGCGAAAUUCCAGAUCAACUCGGGCGUCUGAAGCUCAACCAAUUCAAUCUCUCUUCCAAUCACCUCUCCGGGGAGAUCCCUAUCGAAUUUGAAAACGCUGCGUAUGAAGGAAGCUUCUUGGACAAUCGAGGCCUCUGCACAUCUAGCUCAGCGGCAAUAAAGCUCUCCAUAUGCAAUUCUGAAUCCCGAAAGUCCAAGUUUACUGCAACAGAAAUAGUGAUUCUAACUGGAAGCUCAACAAAUUUCAGAGUUUGA